CGAAUGUUUUGUAAAUACGAUAUUAAAUAUAUAAUUCGAUACAAUGGGGACGUGUUAUGAAAAACAUCCAUUUGAGAUCGAAACUGAGGACCGUCUCACAUCUAUAAACACGAAAAUAUACGAAAUCAAAAAGAAAAUACAGCUGUCAGAGGGCCAAAGGAAAUCUAAUUACGAAGAAAACGAAGCCGAGAAACAGCAGAACAAUGAUCUAAUAGAGGCGCUGAAGAGGGAGAUAAAGUCACGUGUCGCCGAACUGAUACAAGCUAGAUCAGCUAUAGGAGAAGACGAAGUACAUGUCAAGAAGUACUUGAAUGACAUCUGUCCUAUUGGAGACAAAACAGCGGAUCAGAUAGCCCAUAAUUUAGAUCUAAAAGUCAUUGAACAGCGUAAAAUUUUGGAUUUACUGAAAUACGAGAGACGCAGUAAAAAGAGGAGACUCACGGAACUGGAGAAAGAAUACGAAAGCCUCUUGAUUGAGAACAGCAAAGGUGAACUUGUCAAAUCGAAAAUUUCUAGUCGCGCCAGAAAGCUCGUUUCGCAUUUAGAGAACGAAAUUCAUAAAGUGUUAAUACAAUGGACAGAAGCGGAACUGGUCAAGAAAAAGUACUUUUCUAUCAGACAAGCCCUCAUAGACGACUCAGUAAAAUUCGAAAGUUCCUUGUCACGGAUUGAAGAUCUAUUGAAGAAACAACGAGAAGAGAUUAAAAAACUUGAGUAUGUACGGGAAGAGGCCGCGGAGAUGCGUAUCCGCGCCACAGCGGCUACGGCCGCGGAGGCUGCACGUGCUCACGACGCAGAACACGCACGAGCUACGGAAAGAGCCUACUUCUCUCAAAGAUUCGGCGAGAGAAAACGGGAACUUGAGAAGUUGGAGAAAAGAGUAUUUCCGCCCAACAGUCGAUCAGUGGUUCGUCAAGAGUCUACCAGAUCAGAUCGGGAAGCCGAAGCGGUAUCCGAGGAAGCAUCAGCCGCAGCUCAGAUGGAAGACAUUUUCCAGAAACUUAUGAAAUUAACUGGUGUCACAAAUCCUGAAGAAGUGUUCGACAGGUUCCGCGCCCAGCGCGACACCUGCAAACGACUGAGCUACCUCCAGCAGACCACCGAAGAAGAGAAACUGGACCUCGAGCAGAGACAAACCACGCUGAUGGCCGAACUGGAAGCUUUCAAAUUCGCUUCAGUCAAAGACAAAGAUGAGGGUCAAGAUCAAAUCAACGACUUAAAGAUCGAAAUACAGAAAGAGCAGGAUAUUCACGAUGAACUACAGAAGAAAAUAGACGAUCUCGAAACAUUUCUACUCGAAAUCAAGAGAUUGCUCCACGACCUCUGCAAGUUAUUAGACUUAAUACAGGAGCCGUCAGUGCCAGAAUGGACAGCAGAAGCGCGCGACGUCCAUGAACUGGUGGUGGUGCUCACAUCUAGAUACGAAAAAGCCAAAGCUAGAUCUGAUGAGAUCAAGGAGAAGAAUAAGGAUGUUACUACGAUCAUAGUGCCUUCUAAUCAAACUAGCGCGGCCGCCUCCGUGGCUGGACUCAGUGUGCACAGUCACAGCACGCCUAAGGAGUCAGACAAGCAAAUACCAACCUAUAAGGAGCUCUUGCAAAAGGAACCUGUCAGAGCACCACCAUCCGAUGAAGAGGAAGACAUCCCGUCAAGAUGCUAUCUGAAGAGGCAAGCUCAAGUUAUUGUCGAUACCAAAUGCAGAAGAAAAGGAUUCCGUCCAUUCCAGAGGCGAUAAC
Messenger RNA from Bombyx mandarina (wild silkworm), 1736 nucleotides. RefSeq names its product Coiled-coil domain containing protein 151 (gene CCDC151). NCBI's taxonomy places the organism in Eukaryota, Metazoa, Arthropoda, Insecta, Lepidoptera, Bombycidae. Gene Ontology annotation, biological process: cilium movement; outer dynein arm assembly. Gene Ontology annotation, cellular component: cilium; ciliary rootlet; ciliary basal body. The record is from RefSeq and is a predicted model, not a curated record.